AUGCAUAAUGAUAAGAAAAUAAAAGAAAUAAAGGAUGGUUUACGCAAUUUUCAAAUAAAACCAAUAACUAUAAUAAAGGGGACAUCUGGGAUUGGAAAGUUGCAUUUGGCGAAGUCAAUUCUAGCAGAAUUCAAGUACAAAAUUUUGGAGGUAGAUUCAGCAUUCAGAGACAUUUGGAUGUUAAAUGAAGUGCAUCCUCUAAUGUAUUCUAUGUAAGAUUAACUAUCAAAAAUUGAUGAUUAAAGAGUUAUAAUUUUAAAAGAAAUUAGUGGGAUUAGUAAUUUGAAUUCAUUAAGAUAAUUGUAAUAAUAAUACACUUACACAAAAUGCAAUAAGCCAUUAGUAAUAAUUGUAAAUACAACAGUAUUAAAAGAUUAUGAAUUGACUAAAAUUUUAAGUUAAGAAUUUAUUAAAAUAUAUUGCAAUAUUGUGUUGCUCAAAAGUCCAACCAACAAUAAGAUUGAAAAGUAUUUGCACACUUGUUUUCCAAGGGUCAAUUCAAAUGUGUUACAUUAAAUAGCAGAACUAUCGAAUGGAGAUAUUAGAAAUGCGUACAAUUAAGCAUUUAUUUACUCAAUAAACUACAGAGAUGAGAACUAAAGCAAAGACUCUUAAUUAACAUUUUUUAAUACUGUGGGUAGAGUACUUUAUAACAAAAGAUUGGAUUAUUAUAAUACUCCAAAACAAUUAACAUAUGAAGAAAUGAUAUCUAAACCUGAACCCAAAUAUUACUUCGAUCCUUUUUAGUUGUUGGAAACCAUACAAGUGACCUAAUAGACAUAUAGAGGGUUUUUGUUUAUCAACUCAUUGAAAUUCUUGCAUGACUUAAAUGAAAUGAAAUAGUUUUAUGAGAUUCAGAGUGAGGCUGAUGUAAUUGAAAAAGGAUUGUGCAGAUUCGAUAGAUAUUAAGGAGACAUCUUUAAUAAUCAAUAUUUAGUUAGUAUGUUUGUUACUUUGGGUUACAUGUAGACUAACAAGCACGUCAAACCUGCUAAAUCCAUGAUGCUUACACUCAAUGGUCCAUAAGAUUAUCAAUUUAGAUAGGAGAGACUGCUAAAGCAAAAUGAGAUGAAAUAAUUAAAGCCAUUUAAAAGUUAUUAAAAAGAACUAGUCUUAAGUAUCCUUUAUGGAAAACGAGUUCAGUUGCUUAAUUCCAAAAAUAACUUCAUAUCGUAAAUCUCAAUUGAGGACGAUCAAUAUGACUAACAUUGGUUUGAAGAGGAUUAGCAAGAACAACAGCAAACUUCCAAUAAAAAAUUAAGUUCAAAGAAUAUAAGAGUAAAAAGAAAUUAAGCGGAAUUGAUUUCUAGAAAUAGAAAUUAGAGGUUGAUUGAAGUGUGUAAUGAAUUAUUAAAUUGA
Molecule: messenger RNA, 1359 nt
Organism: Paramecium tetraurelia
Lineage: Eukaryota; Ciliophora; Oligohymenophorea; Peniculida; Parameciidae
Exons: 6
Biological process (GO): DNA repair; DNA damage checkpoint signaling; mitotic DNA replication checkpoint signaling
Molecular function (GO): chromatin binding
Source: RefSeq, a predicted model, not a curated record